Messenger RNA from Laccaria bicolor S238N-H82, 490 nucleotides. RefSeq lists its product as uncharacterized. The coding region runs from base 20 to 397 and encodes 125 amino acids. NCBI's taxonomy places the organism in Eukaryota, Fungi, Basidiomycota, Agaricomycetes, Agaricales, Hydnangiaceae. The transcript is spliced from 4 exons. The record is from RefSeq and is a predicted model, not a curated record.
ACUCUGAACUGUGGUUGCAAUGCCUGUCUCCGUGUCCAAGAAAGCAUCGGCGAACGUUUCUACUCUCCAACAUAUAAAAAACGGCCUCCACCUCCGCGAUAUAUUUGGCAACGAAGAUGGUGGACCCCCUUUCACUUUUGGCAUUGCGACAAUCACCAAGCACGACAGUGGAGCAACGGCUCACAAAUUACCAUAUAAUUUAUAUAUCAUUGUCACAGAGGGCGAGAUAUCUAUGGGAGAUGAUGCCAAACCUGGAGACAUCUCAGUCUUGAAGCCUGGCGACGUUGCCCGCGUCGAUAAAGGUACAAUUCUCACCUGUUUCUCCCCAACUUCGGGAAAAGCCUAUUACGUUGGCCAACAUGAAUUUGGGAGUGACCAGAAGAAACAUCUUGUUUGAACGGCCCAGCACACGUUUUCUCUUUCUGUGUUGUUGUGCUAUUCUCUAGCCACGCACUUAAUGUGCGCCUGAAAUAUCAUUUUUAUCGUUGUC